Gossypium raimondii (Peruvian cotton) is the source of this 1340-nucleotide messenger RNA. RefSeq lists its product as uncharacterized. The record is from RefSeq and is a predicted model, not a curated record. Gene Ontology annotation, molecular function: zinc ion binding. The transcript has 2 exons. Lineage: Eukaryota; Viridiplantae; Streptophyta; Magnoliopsida; Malvales; Malvaceae. Bases 376 to 996 code for a protein of 206 amino acids.
UGGUGGGGCUGCGAGCUUCUUUCUCUGUAUUGGUAAUGUUUCUUUACCUCUCUCUGUUACAAGUCCUGUGCUGAGCUGACAAACAAGACAGGAAGAGGGACAACCGGGACAAGGAGAGAUCAACAACCCCACUUAAAACACUGCAACCAUGGAUGAUGGACCUUCUCUUUCAACUUCUCUACCAAAAGUCGCUUAACUUGUUUUACACCUGCUGUUCUCUUCUACUUGUCUGUUCAUUCACUUCAGGUGUGACUUUGAGACAGCUAACUCUGUUAUUAACACAUUGUUAAAAAAACUCUAAGGUGGGCAUUCAGACAUUGAUAAUCUUUAUCUGUAAGAACAUUUACAUGAAGAUUCAUCAUCAAGGUCUUAAACAUGGAAGGUUUACCAAAACAAUCCCAAGGAGUUGUUAUUGACAUUGAUGGAGAAGAAGAAGAGCAAGCAAACCAAACAGAUAACAGAGAACAAGAAGGAAGGUGUUCAUCUUCUUGUUCAUCAACAGAUGAAGAAUCUGGGACAACUGAGAUCAUCAAAGAGAGGGAAUCUUCCAUGUCUCAUGAACUGGAUCUGGAGUCUGGGGUGACUGAGACCAAGCUACAUUUGGCAAAAAUGGAGACAGAUUGCAGGAUUUGCCAUCUCAGCUUGGAUCCAAAUAAUCAAGAAUCUGGUGUGCCUAUAGAGUUGGGUUGUUCUUGUAAGGAUGAUUUGGCCGCUGCACAUAAACACUGUGCUGAGGCAUGGUUCAAGAUUAAGGGUAACAGGACUUGUGAGAUUUGCGGAUCGAUUGCUCGGAAUGUUGCUGCCACAAACGAGACGGAUACGGUGGAGCUGUGGAAUGAGGCAAAUGAUUCCACAGCAACAGCGGCUCCAGUCGCAAUUCAUGCUGCAGAGACUCGAAACUUUUGGCAGGGCCAUCGGUUUCUAAAUUUCCUGCUAGCCUGUAUGGUCUUUGCCUUUGUAAUCUCCUGGCUCUUUCACUUCAAUGUACCCUCUUGAAAAUAUGCUGCAACAAAGCUCGUGGUGAUAGUUUCCGGUCAUGAACCGGACUCAACUAGUGUCCACCUUCCUAGCACCCCUUGCAGUUACAAUCUCCGUGCCAACGCAAACUCCAACUCACUGGUAGCAACAGAUAUAUGUAGCAUGGUGUCUAUAUUAGUACCAUUAUGUUUUGUUAUUGUUAGGAAUUGAUUCACACAAGAAGAAAAGUUUAUCAGACACUUGUAAUUCUCAUCUGAAUUGCAGCAUCUGUACAACACUGCAAUCUUCUUAGCCCGUAUGAUUGGUUCCUCUUGACCUCUUCUUGAAUGUGAUAAGCAAUUUAAGUUGAUAGUUUGAGUUCA